This is a messenger RNA of Amorphotheca resinae ATCC 22711, 372 nucleotides long. RefSeq lists its product as hypothetical. NCBI's taxonomy places the organism in Eukaryota, Fungi, Ascomycota, Leotiomycetes, Helotiales, Amorphothecaceae. Bases 115 to 351 code for a protein of 78 amino acids. The record is from RefSeq and is a predicted model, not a curated record. The transcript has a single exon.
AGAUUGGCUAUCGAUGAUGACGAAGCUUUUUUACUUUGUCUUUAGGUGGAUAUUUCGCGGCUGGCAGGAACGAUACCGCAGAAAUAGGCCCCGUAACGUACUCUUUACACAAAUAUGAUGAACGGUUGGGAGGGGGCAUUUUGGGCCCUUCCUCCCUGUCUGAAGGGAGGAAGCGGAAGGAAUUGCAAAUCUCCAGGAAUGGCUUUCUUCAGCGGAAACACACACACAAACAAACAAACAAGCAUAUAUGAGUGGAUAGCAGCAGCAUCAUUGUGCAUAUUAUAUUGCAUUGUUGCCCCCUUUCGUUGUUUUUUUAACACACCUUUUUUUUUAUUUUUUUAUCAUCCAUAGCCUCGAGUCAACUCCCUCCGU